AUGAUUGAUCCUUAUCAAGCUUUUACGGACGAUAUUGCCAUAGACUCGAUUUUUACCCGUGAGAGUAGAUUUGUGGUGGCGGCAAACAAUGAUAGAGAUCUAUUCAACCUUUCUGCUAUAUCUCUUGUUGAUAAACAUGAAUUUUACUCCAAUAUUGCCUUUAAAAGCUCAAGCUUCAAAAAUAUUAAUCAGGCAUUCGGAGAUGGAUCCAUCAAUGAAAAAAAUGCUCGAUAUUGGUUCCAAAAAUUUCGUUCUGGCAAUUUGAAUAUCGUCAAUGAGCCUCGAGGAAGACCACCGGCCCAUAUUGAUAACGAAGAAUUAAGGACGACUGUGGUAUCCGAUCCACACACAACUAGUCGAACACUUGGGUCUAAACUAGGAACUAGUCAUACAGCUGUGUUAAAAUAUUUGCGUGCAAUAAAUGAAGUCAAAAAAUUGGACUCAUAUGUGCCGCACAAAUUGACGCAACUGCAGAUGAUCGACUGCAAAAGCAAGAGCGCAUCUUUGUUGCUUCACAAUACACGAUUGCCAUUUUUACACUAA
Vespa mandarinia (Asian giant hornet) is the source of this 543-nucleotide messenger RNA. Its product is annotated as histone-lysine N-methyltransferase SETMAR-like. The record is from RefSeq and is a predicted model, not a curated record. Lineage: Eukaryota; Metazoa; Arthropoda; Insecta; Hymenoptera; Vespidae.